Messenger RNA from Zingiber officinale, 819 nucleotides. RefSeq lists its product as uncharacterized. The transcript is spliced from 5 exons. Bases 1 to 819 code for a protein of 272 amino acids. The record is from RefSeq and is a predicted model, not a curated record. Lineage: Eukaryota; Viridiplantae; Streptophyta; Magnoliopsida; Zingiberales; Zingiberaceae.
AUGACGGACACAGUGAGAAAGGCCACAAGUGUUCUUCUUUUAUCUUUGUUCCUCCUCCCAUACCUAAUGAAUGACUGGGCAGCAUCGGCGGUGACGGUCAUGGCUGGCAAAGGGCCGUGGUGCGUGGCCAAGCCGCAGAUAACAAGGGAGGCACUCCAGGCGAACAUCGACUAUGUCUGCGGGUUUGCCGGAUGGGUUUGCGACAAGAUACAGAAAGGUGCACCGUGCUACUCCACAAGCAUCAUCAGACAGGCAUCCUAUGCCAUGAAUGCCUACUUCUUCGUGUUUGGCCCCAAGGGAAUCGACUGCGACUUCAAUGGUACCGCCCGCAUCGUCCACGUUGAUCCCAUGUUUGCAACUGGGAAUGGAAUGGCUAGGCUUUGUGGUUCCUUCUGUGGUGCUUAUGUUUCGGUGAGCCAUGAAGGGGAAGGGGAGAGAAGGGUAAAGCUUCCCCUUGCAUGCUCGGGAAUCAGCGAAAUUCCGCCCCCAGGGGCUGGAUCAGUUGGUAAGUUGGUGGUAUGUUUGCAGCAUGGAGCGACGGUUCGAGUGUCGCCAGUUGCAAUGUGGGAUAAUAUCCCCGUCUGCUGGCUUAAAACCUCGAACAACCAUCAACUUGCCAACCCAGCAUUCACCCUGAUUUACCUUCCUCCUACAAUAUCAUGGGGCAGGCGUAGGGGGCCGCUGGGCGGCGGAACCUGCCUUUUGCAGCAGGGAAUCAGCGAAAUUCCUUACACCUCAAAUUCGGGUGUAAGGAAGGAAGUAGAUAUGUUCUUUGGGCAAAUGGAGAUAUUAGUUCGAUCUGUUGCGGUUCUGUAUUGA